ACAGCAACAUGCAGUUUUCAACACAUCGACGUAGCUUAUACAGGCUUCUGGGAUUAUGUCUAUUGUUAUUCGAAACAGGGUUGACGAAUGCACAGAGCAAACGUGCACCACGUGUCACUAACUCACGCAGUUUUGGCACCAAUGUUAAGUCAACCAGCUCAAAUGGGGUUAGCUUUGACUGUCCCGAAGAGUUUGGGUAUUACCCUCAUCCCACGGACUGCACACAGUAUUACGUAUGCGUAUUCGGUGGUGCGUUACUCGAGAGCUGUACUGGAGGUCUUAUGUACUCGCAUGAACUGCAGACUUGUGAUUGGCCCAGAAACGUGGGUUGCGAACUGGUGGAUAGUGGCACGUCGGCCACCUCUACCGAAGUAGGUGGCGCCUCACGUAAUAAGCCACAGCAACAUGUUCCCAGCCGCAUUCGCUUUGGGGCCGCCUUCACCAGCCCUGCAGCUACACAAAAGACAAUCACAGUUCCGCCACAGUAUCAUCGUUCACCUCCACAAAUCAUACAAGCGCAGGUUCAGCACAUACCACCGCCACCAGAACUGGCCGUAUCACCAAAUCCGGUGGUCACGUCACGCGGACAGCCAAAAUCGCUUCUGGACUCGCAGGAGGAAAUAGCUAAGCUCUACGCUGAGGCACAAGAAACACUGCCACCAGUUGAAGAGGAGGAAAGCGAUCGUCAGCAACGUGUUUAUCGUGGCCAGCCGAGUACUGUUAGCCAAGUACAGCGGGACCGCGAUGGCAUCCUUCACCAGGCCAGCAUAAAUGCUAUACCCAACCAUGGAAAAAUUGGGUCCUACACGUUCGGAACAGCUUACAGAGUUGAGUCAUCUUCUCCGUCAUCGCUGACGGCGCAAACUUCCGAUAACAUAUUUCUACAACCAAGCUCACAAGCUUCGCCGUCACAGUUUGCAUCCAAUCGUAACUACUACAACACAUCCAUAUUCAAUCAUGGGGGUGGCUACCAAACACCACAGCAGGCGCAACAACAACAACAACCGUCACCAUUUCAACAACCGCAACAACAACAGCAACAGGCACCUGCCUUACCAGACCCCUAUGAUUCAUCAUACUAUUCUGUUUACGACGACGAUAUUGAUUUAUAUAGGGACAUUGAGUAUCAACAGCAGCAAGAACAGCAUCAGCAAAAGUCCCAGCCAUACCAGUCCACAGUGCGUCAACAACAGCAAUCAACUUAUAGACCGUUAGAAAUAUUGACUACGCCGACACCACCCCAAAGACCAAGCUACAGCAGCCAGCCCACUUUGAGUUAUAAUACGGACUAUGAUGAGGAUCUCAAUGCACAGAUCGAACAGGAUAAUGUGUACGAUCAACCUACGCGAACUCCGCAACGCUCAAAAACGCAUGCAAAUAAAAACCUUAAGCAAAAUGUUAUAAUCAAAUUAAAGACAACACCAUCACCACGUACCACACAAGCACCCAGUACAAAAACCCCAACGACCAGCACAAUAAAGCAACCGUCACUCCUCACAUAUGACUCCAAUCCCUUUCUCAAAUCCAAGCUACAAUUUCUUGCCAAGUCCCUGAUCAGUGCUGUGGCUGGCAGUCAAAGCCAAAAUAUCAAUGACACAAGAACUCCGGCCCAAGUCCAAUCUACAGUCACACCUGCAAUCAGCGAAUCGUGGGCGUUGGCAAAUGACAGUGCAAAUAGUAGUAGUACUCAAAAGUAUGUUGAGACAAUUUACGAUGAAAGCCAGAAUGUGCAGAAUGUCCAAGGGGGAGAGAUAUCUAGUAGUCGUACUUUUGAAACAAGCACUUCGCCCAAGUUUCUGGAUUUCAUCAAUGCCGCAGCUUAUGGAGCCAGCAACUUAGUGCGCGCGCCCACAGAAAAGUCAUUUAAGACUCUUUACACAAGGGAAAAUAUAUACAACGGCCUUGAAAAAGACAAAGCAAUAUCCACCGAGCAAAAUCAAAGCAAACGUAUACAAAGCUAUGUGCUCUCCGAUGUUAAGCCCCAAAGCUUUAGGCCAACUACAAACAAUUCGUCAAGGGCUGCGUCAUCGGACCUGUUAGAUAGCUCAAGUACAGCAAGACCCAACAAAGCAUACGAGUAUAGUCUGGAAAGCGGUUCUCAUGGAUUUACCUUAAGGGCUAAGGAAUCGCUAAGCGAGGAGAACGUGUCUGAGCCACUGUUUGAACGCCCUGAAAGUGGGCAACGUCUUAAGCCCAGCACAACAACAACAACACGUUUGCCACUUACAUUAGUCAAUCAUGUUAGCACGGAGAAUGAAGAUAUUAUACCAACAACGUAUGCCCCGCUACGUAUUUGGCGCAACGGCCGUCCAACUAUUAAGCAAACACAUAGGAAACCGACCAAAAUGCCAUUAUUAAGCGUCACUGAUCUGUCCAGCACUACUGCGAAAGCAACUACCACAACAAUAAAAGCACCUAGUACUUUUAGUUCUAGUACCGAACGAGCGAGCUCUGGACAAAGUUUUACAUCCCGUGCAAAUAUAUUCAAGGAUAACCUGAACCGUGCUACGAGCAACCCAGGAAUGAGAUUUGUUUCGCCCUAUAAGAGCCUUGAAAGUUUGCUUCAAGACGAAAGGCUGCCACACAACAGCCUCAGAACAACAACAAGAACGCGCUAUGCAAAUGCUCCUGCCUCAAUACCGUUUCUCCAAACAACGCCAAAGUCUACACACAAUAGCUUUCCUACGAACAUUAUUCAAAACAAUGCCACCCAAAUUGUCCUUGAAACUAUGACAAACGGCAAUAUGCGCAACUUUAGCAUAAGUGAUGUAAUUCUAAGCACCUUCAGUCCUCAAAGACCAAGCAUGCCGCGUGCUACUACAACAACCACUGCCAAAACCACAACCACAAAUAAAAUACCCACAGAGGCUGCGCUUACUACUACAAUUUUAGAACCAACAGUAGCUACUGUAGUGACUUCGCCCUCAAUCCAGGUGUCUGAAAUCGCAGUGCGUGCACGUGGGCGGUCGCGGUACACGGCGGCUACGGUCAGCUAUAAUUUAGAUAGUGUUGACGAGCCGACCACUUAUGCCCCCAAAUUUAAGAUACCCAAUAGCUAUGAACUGAGGAGCUCCACAUCUAAACCACUUUUAAGACGCAAAGCGCAUCGUGGUCGAGCUGCUACCAGCCUCCGGCAAACAAUAUCCGAAUCGACAGCUAAGUCCGGAGAAAAAUAUGAAACUUAUAAAGCAGCUCAAAAGGCCAAAGAGACGGUUUAUAGGUAUCAAAUAGCCCCAACCUCUGCAAAGCCGAUAACUGCUGAGGAUACAAGCUCACUGAAACGCAACCCAAAUGAAAAUGAAGCCUCAAUCUCAGAUAUCCCGCGUGCAGAAGCCCUUAUUGCACAGCAACCACUCAAAAAUAAACAUAACAAUAGCAUAGAACAGAGCAUUAGCACAGAGACAUCUGCCAGUUCUAUCCAAGAUGUUCAUAAUAUAUCCGACCGGCCACCUGUUAAGUAUCUAUAUUCGAACAAAUAUCGGCAACAAACAGCGGAGCGUACACUGGCGGAUAGUCUGCAGAAUGCCGGGUACAUAACGACGGCGAACGGACGAACCAAGUUUCGUGCUACCAACGUGCUGGAGCAGCUGCAACAUUUUCUUUCCGCUAGCGACAGUGAUGAGAGCGGGUCACCGCAAUUCGUUGAUGAAGUUUAUGGUUCAGAAAUAAAAGCUUCUGUUAAUGAGAUUAUACCGGGCGUUUCAACAAGCCGUAGUGCAACGACUACAAUGAGAUCCACUACUGUCAUGUCUGCAUCACUGCCAACCACACGCGUCCCACUUUUUGCAUUUAAGUCGACAGAAACCCCAUCCAAAUCAUAUACCCCAAGCCCUACUAUUAGCAUAUUAGAAACAGAUGCAAAAAAGGCUAACACUAGCAUCCCAGAUAUUAGUACUGAACCUGUCCCUUCAACUACGAAUGCCACUCCCUCUGUAACUAUAUCUUCUCCACCAACAACACGAGUUUCGAGGGUAAAUAACGCCUUGAAGUCGUCAAUUGCCGCUGCUGCCGCCCAAUCAUCUAGCCAGGUCUCUACCUCAUCCACCUAUCAAAUGCCAGGGGGUAGAGCUAACAAAUUCCAAUAUGGCCUUGCCUCCAACAGUAACAACAACCAACACCAAUACAACAACAACAAUGCCGCUGUCGCUGCUGUCUCGGUGAAGUGCUCCGAUAGCACGCUGAGCCCUAAGUGCAACGAAAUCCCCUCAAGAAACAACAAUAGAAACCGUGGCAGUUCAAUAUACACGAAUCAGGAUCGUGAAACUGCUGCCACUCCCAACAGAGGGACUCAUCCACCGCGGACGCGUCCAACGCUUAAGCCGGCUGGCACAAUAGUCUCAAAGGCUCAAGAGUUUGUGGACAUAUACAGAUAUCCGCCUUCCCGACCGGAUCCACUGUACCCACAGCCUACGCCGGAUAAGACGGCUGCCAAGUGCCGUAAAGAUGUUUGUUUACUACCUGAUUGCUAUUGCGGAGGCAAGGAUAUACCCGGCGAACUACCGGUUGAAAGCAUACCUCAAAUCGUACUGUUGACCUUCGAUGAUUCCGUAAAUGAUUUAAAUAAACAAUUGUAUACGGAUCUUUUUGAGAAGGGACGUGUCAACCCUAAUGGCUGCCCCAUAACAGCGACCUUCUAUGUCUCUCACGAAUGGACUGAUUAUAGUCAAGUGCAGAAUCUUUACGCCGAUGGACAUGAAAUGGCAUCGCACACAGUUUCUCACAGCUUUGGUGAGCAGUUCUCACAAAAGAAAUGGACUCGGGAAAUAGCUGGUCAACGCGAAAUACUCGCUGCCUAUGGUGGCGUCAAGCUAUCUGACGUAAGGGGUAUGCGUGCUCCUUUCCUCUCAGUUGGUGGUAACAAAAUGUACAAAAUGCUGUAUGACUCAAAUUUCACCUACGACUCGUCGAUGCCGGUCUAUGAAAAUCGACCACCCUCGUGGCCGUACACUCUUGACUAUAAGAUCUUCCACGAUUGUAUGAUACCGCCCUGUCCGACACGAAGCUAUCCGGGGGUUUGGCAAGUACCCAUGGUCAUGUGGCAGGACUUGAACGGCGGACGCUGCUCUAUGGGAGAUGCCUGCUCAAAUCCAAGUGAUUCAGAGGGUGUAACCAAAAUGAUUAUGAAGAAUUUCGAGCGUCAUUAUACCACCAAUAGGGCACCCUUUGGAUUGUUUUAUCAUGCCGCUUGGUUUACGCAACCGCAUCACAAGGAAGGGUUUAUAAAGUUCCUCGAUGCCAUAAACGCCAUGCAGGAUGUUUGGAUCAUAACAAAUUGGCAGGCUCUACAAUGGGUGCGCGAUCCAACACCUACGUCUAGGAUAAACUCGUUCCAGCCAUUCCAGUGUGAUUACUCGGACCGACCCAAACGUUGCAAUAAUCCAAAAGUCUGCAAUCUGUGGCACAAAUCUGGAGUUCGAUAUAUGAAAACAUGCCAGCCCUGCCCCGACAUCUACCCAUGGACUGGAAAAUCCGGCAUACGUUCAUCACGCAUCGACAACGAAGUUGAAGAACCUUCGGCGCAAAACUGAGGAUUCUCAAUCUAGACAUGCCAGUUAAACCACGCCUAUGCUAUUAGUAAACUACUGUUCGUCUUGAUGUGAGCUUUAUACACAGAGGAACAAUUGGAAUGCAAUAGUAGAUAUUGUCAUAAGUAAUAGCCCAAAAUACGGUAUUCACUCGUUGAUAUGUUCUUCAUAUUAUAUUUAUACUAUAGCCAAUUUGUUGAAGGGCAUGAAAAAAUGUAUUUAAUAUUUUGAUGACAUGUUACUUAAAUUUAUUUAUUCCCUUAUGAUAGACUUAUGUAUGUGUACUGUAUAUUCCUAUAGUUUGCUACUCCCAUGGAAAUUUGUAUAAGUACUUUCAAAAUGCAAUAUUAGUAUAAUACCUUGUACAUGUAAAAGUUACUAACGUAAUUGUAGAUUUCCAUUUAAAUUUAAAAAAUGAAAAGCGCGUGGUUCAGGACAUUAUGAAACUGAGGGGCAAUACUCUUUUUUGUGGUUGAUUUAAUUUGUGAUACAUAUUUUUUCAUCUAAAUAUGUGUCUCUAAAUAUGCCAAUAAUUAUCUGAAACCAGGCAGUAAAUAAUUAUAACAUUUUAAUAAGCAAAUGUGUCUAAGCAUGUUUUUUAUGUUCAACCUUGUAUAUAACAUUUUAAUUAGAAUCCGGUGAAGGGGCCUAAUACUCUUGGAUAUAUUUAUCACUCUAUAUUUCCUAACUAUGAUUUAAUUUCAAGAAAAUUCUUAUCAUACUAUAAUAAAACUAAAGAUUUUAUGUGCUUUCCAUGAUACAAUAUCAAGAGCUCAAAAAAUCAUAUGAAUAUAUAUAAUAUUAUUUCUGAAUUUAUAACAUUUCUCGCUUCAUUUUAGUUUAAAGCAUGAUUUUAUAUCAUUUUGACUAACGGUACUAUUAAAGAGCUUAAAAUAUAUGAAUUUACGUCAUGAACAGACUUUUUUUAGGCACCUAAUGAAAUUAAUACUCCAAUUAAUGACACAUUUGUAACGGGAGCUGCAGAAAAAAAAAUCAAAUCAUAACGUCAGACAUCGUAAAUCCAUGUAAAGUUUUAAGCAACAUGCGAGCCUAGCAAAUAUUUUAACAUUUAAGCUGUUAGUACUCAUACGAAAGUAUUAGAUGGAUUUGUAAUGCUGCAAACUCAAAAUGAAAAAUCAUUAAGAUAAAUUAAUAUUUAAUUUAAGUAUAUUGUAUGUAUGUGCACACAUAAAAAAUUGUAAAGCUGAACGCAGUUCAAAAAAUUUAAUAAUACCAACGAGUGAAUUAUGUAUUUUGUGCUAAUAAUUGUAAAACAUGUAAAAUAAAAAA
Molecule: messenger RNA, 6815 nt
Organism: Drosophila novamexicana
Lineage: Eukaryota; Metazoa; Arthropoda; Insecta; Diptera; Drosophilidae
Gene: Cda5
Product: flocculation protein FLO11
Exons: 12
Coding region: 9-5528 (1839 amino acids)
Biological process (GO): carbohydrate metabolic process
Cellular component (GO): extracellular region
Molecular function (GO): chitin binding; hydrolase activity, acting on carbon-nitrogen (but not peptide) bonds
Source: RefSeq, a predicted model, not a curated record